AUGGCGCUUUCAACCCCAUUGGCUCGUUUUCUUGCCUCGGCCAUCACCAUUGCCCUCUUACUUACACCCUCGGCCGAUGCCAUUACAUGUGUCGACGUGAUCAAGAAUUUGAUACCCUGCAUUGGCUACUUAAAGAGUGGGAGUGCGGGCCCACCGGGCCCCUGUUGUGCUGGCGCCAGAAGCCUUGCGUCGGCCGCCAAGUCAGCGGCCGACAGGCAAACUGCUUGUGGCUGCCUCAAGACAGCUGCCAAUACUUAUAAGCCCAAGCCCGAGAUCGCAAAGUCUCUCCCGACAAAGUGUGGGAUUAAGUUGCCAUUCGAAGUCUCACCGAAUGUCGAUUGCUCCAAGUAA
Striga asiatica is the source of this 351-nucleotide messenger RNA. Lineage: Eukaryota; Viridiplantae; Streptophyta; Magnoliopsida; Lamiales; Orobanchaceae. The record is from the annotation of a GenBank genome assembly.